Macadamia integrifolia is the source of this 1145-nucleotide messenger RNA. Its product is annotated as probable enoyl-CoA hydratase 1, peroxisomal. The transcript has 3 exons. The record is from RefSeq and is a predicted model, not a curated record. Lineage: Eukaryota; Viridiplantae; Streptophyta; Magnoliopsida; Proteales; Proteaceae. The coding region runs from base 227 to 1006 and encodes 259 amino acids. Gene Ontology annotation, cellular component: peroxisome.
GGUUGAAACGUGUCAGGGAUUCAGAAUAGAUAACGUUCUUACGCACUCCAAGACUAAAUCUAAAAGGAGGGCAAGAGCUUAUAGUAACGUCAGAUCGGAAUCCAAUUUCCGUAGUUCGGAUUCCAAUCCAAUUGCUGGAUAUCUCUAUAAACACUUGCUCUACCCAUCCUAUCUGAAGAAACAGGAAAUACAAACCAGAAGAUAACAUCGGAAGGGCGAUAGAACGAUGGAGCUGAUACAAGUUCAACAAGAACCUAGCGGAAUCGCUUUUGUGACAAUCAAUCGUCCUAAAUCGCUGAAUUCGUUGACGAAAUCGAUGAUGACAGAUCUAGCGAGGGCGUUCAAGAGGUUAGAUGGGGACGAUUCGGUGCGGGUGAUCGUGUUAUCAGGAGCAGGGAGGGCAUUCUGUUCCGGUGUGGAUCUUACCGCUGCAGAAGAUGUGUUUAAGGGAGACGUGAAAGACGUGGAAACUGAUCCAGUUUUUCAAAUGGAGCUUUGUCGGAAACCUAUCAUCGGUGCGAUCCAUGGUUUCGCAGUCACGGCGGGGUUCGAGAUCGCCCUCGCCUGUGAUAUCUUGAUAGCUUCAAAGGGGGCCAAAUUCAUUGAUACUCAUGCCAGGUUUGGGAUAUUUCCUUCAUGGGGUCUUUCUCAGAAGCUGUCACGCAUUAUAGGACCAAACAAAGCUCGUGAAGUUUCUUUGACGGCCAUGCCUCUAACCGCAGGAGCUGCAGAGAAAUGGGGCUUGGUGAACCAUGUUGUUGAAGAAAGUGACUUGUUGAAGAAAGCCCGGGAAGUUGCAGAAGCCAUCAUAAGAAAUAAUGGAGACUUAGUAUUGAGGUACAAGUCAGUUAUCAAUGAUGGCUUUAAGCUGGACUUGCAUCAUGCUCUUGCGCUGGAGAAGGAGAGGGCUCAUAACUAUUAUGAUGGAAUGACGAAGGAUCAGUUUGAGAAAAUGCAGAAGUUCAUAGCAGGUCGUAGCUCGAACAAACCGCCUUCUAAAAUGUAAUCCUAACCAUUUUUUUUUUCCUGUUGUUUUAAUGCUGUACAAGUAAAUUUUGUUGAACCUUACAAGUGGGAUAUGUAGGAAGUAAAAUAAAGUAUCAAGCUAUUGUUCAAAAAAAGAAUAAAUUUUCAGCUUUGGUCCA